AACCCGAGGACCCACAAGCAACAUCGAGAACUACAAUACUGACGACUAUGGCAACAUGCUCCUCACUAUGGCAUCAAGACAAAUGAUUGAAAUGUCAUGGUGGGGAUCACUCGAAGUAAAGUAAUUUACACUGUGAGCCUCUUCCAAUUUAUCGUUGCCUGGAUGACGUGGAGUCUUGCACCAAGAAUGGUGAAGGCCACAGCGGGGAUCAUUCUGGCGUUGCGUGUGCUCUGGCUGAUUGUAGAUGUUUGGUAUUGGGCAGGUUUGUCAUUUAGGCAGGAGCUGCAGAAGAAGUACAACCUACUUAGCUUGCUUGCGUGCUAUGGACUGCUGGCCUCAAAACUGCUAGGUGUGCUGCGCUUGGCACCAGGUGCCAAACUCGACAUGUUGAAAGCAGAGUGAAUCAUAAGACCAGGCCAUCGAUUGGAAGCCAAGAUUUUGAUGUGGCAAGCGGCAUGAGGCAAGCCGCAGUCCUGCUCAUCCAAAAUUGAUGAGCAGGACAGCGGUCUUGCCAGUGAAGGUCCGGUGCAAAGCAACAAAGUGUGGUAGACAAGGACCAAGCAAGUGUUCAAGUUCAACUUUCAACACGCAACCACCGUACCAAUACACAGGGCCGGUAUGGUCUAAUGGCUAUGAAUGACGCAUCCCUCAUUGCGUCGAACCCGGGUUCAAUCUCCAGGUGCGACGCGGACCGGCGGAUGGGCGCGCUCAGGGUGUGGACCGCUCCACACAACCGUACCAAUGCACCGUCAUGAGAAUCAAACCCAUCUCGACUUGGGAGU
Messenger RNA from Durusdinium trenchii, 782 nucleotides. NCBI's taxonomy places the organism in Eukaryota, Dinophyceae, Suessiales, Symbiodiniaceae. The record is from the annotation of a GenBank genome assembly.